Messenger RNA from Echinostoma caproni, 732 nucleotides. The record is from the annotation of a GenBank genome assembly. Lineage: Eukaryota; Metazoa; Platyhelminthes; Trematoda; Plagiorchiida; Echinostomatidae.
AUGUAUUGUACAUUAAACACACAUAAACUCGAUGUGGAUAAGGUCCUCGGGCGAGAGAUUGGACUGAAUGACUUUUUGUUCGCUCACGUCAAAAGUCAACCGAAGGAAAUUCGGAUUCGCAAAGACUGCGAGGCGUUCGGCAUGACUCUGACCGACACCGGCUGCGGAGUUGUGUUCAUCAAACGCAUUCUGCCCGGUGGAAUGAUGGCGUAUGCGUCAGAGGCGUGCGGCGGAAUGAUUGAGAUUGGUGAUCAGAUUGAGAAAAUCAAUAACAUUUCAUUUAUCGGUCGACGGCACUACGAGGUCGCCGCGUACCUACGCAGUAUCCCCAUCGGGGCAACGUUUCUGCUCCGAUUGGUGUCACCAGAACGGUCGCCUAUAUAUAUGCUGAAUUCUCGGGCCACAUUAAAUGCAUCUUCCGUUGGUCUUGGUGGAAAGAAACGAACCAUCCGUCUCCGUACUAAUGGAACAGUGGAAGAACGAGUGAAGGAAGCCCUAAGUACCCCACUCCUACAUACAUCUAGCGAGGUUCUUUUGACCGGUAAACUUCUCCUGCCUGUGACUUUUGAUGGAGUGGAUAAUCAAGGGAAGCCAAGAGGUGCCCAAGCAGCUAAUAUUGUGAGUCUGAGCUUCGUCUGGCCUUUACACAUUGAUAUGAUUGAAUCUGCGGCUGUGAGGAGUCAUGGAGGCACUCAAGCCAUCACGCCACAUCAAGGCACAGUCUCGUCAUGA